AUGCCAUCUGUCUUCAGCCGAUAUGUUAAUAUGGGCAGGUCGCCUAUUUUCCUCACCGCUAAUCAGAUCGUGCGACUCUACCGCACUUGUAUUAUCUCCUCCAUGUCCGCACAGCGCUCUCUUCUCGACUCGGCCGUCUUUUCAUCCAUCAAUCAGCAUCAUUACACAAGCAACGAUAACAUCUUCUACCUGGCUGCUGUACUAGCACAUAAAAUCGCGCUUAAUCACUCGUUCUCAGACGGUAACAAGCGCACAAGUGUCGCCGCGGCGGAUAUGUUCCUCAGGCUGAAUGGCUUCCGUUUGACGGAAGAUGGUGAGCACCAGAUUACAAAAGGUGAUAAAGUCAUGGAGAAAAAUCACUCUGGAUCUGUGUCUUCGUCUCCCCUGGCUGAUGCGCAUGUCGCCGUGGCGAGCGGACUGUGGGACGAGGAAGACCUCGCGCAGUUUUACCAAAAGGUAGCGCGACCGCUGGACGGCUAG
Diaporthe amygdali is the source of this 480-nucleotide messenger RNA. Its product is annotated as doc family protein. Gene Ontology annotation, molecular function: kinase activity. Lineage: Eukaryota; Fungi; Ascomycota; Sordariomycetes; Diaporthales; Diaporthaceae. The transcript has a single exon. The record is from RefSeq and is a predicted model, not a curated record. The coding region runs from base 1 to 480 and encodes 159 amino acids.